Messenger RNA from Mercenaria mercenaria, 1586 nucleotides. RefSeq lists its product as uncharacterized. Bases 541 to 936 code for a protein of 131 amino acids. The transcript is spliced from 3 exons. Lineage: Eukaryota; Metazoa; Mollusca; Bivalvia; Venerida; Veneridae. The record is from RefSeq and is a predicted model, not a curated record.
CAAUAAUAAAAAAGUUUCAAAAUAAGCCAUUUAUAGUAACAUAAAAGGGAAGUAAUUAAAAAAAAAAUUAUUGUAAGCAUACCUGUCAAGUUUGACGCUUGAAUCGUGAUUCUCACGAGUUCAAGCUUCGAUCACGAUUUAACGAAUUUGGAGCAUUUUCUCACUCUUUCUGGGAAAUCGGACCAAAAAAAAUUAUGGACCACAUAAUUAUUUCAUCUAAUUUGCCAUCUGGCAUCGAUAUUUCAAGACAUGAUGAGAAGCCAAUAAACUAAAACACAUGUCAAGUGUCAUUUUCAAUAUGCUGAUUACGUGACCCCCUGCCGAAACAGUUCCUGGUCAGAUUUUUGCUUCUACCGAAGCUUCUCGAAAGCGAUUUGAACCAAUCAAAUUGAUGCGUUAAUUUCCGCAACACUACGAGCCAAUCGUAAAUCAUCGGUUUGACUGACUGGUUACUAUUUAAGUUAUUAGCGGAAGUUGAAUUGUGUGUAAAUUACUGUAACCAUUCGCGCUCUUGACCUUGACUUGUAAACACUAACUAAAAUGAAAACGCCGGAGAAAAAGAAGAAAAAUUACUCAUCAAAAUACAACGCAUGGGAACAGGAAUUUCCUUGGAUUAGCAAAGCAGACAACGGACUAGGUUUUGCUUUCUGCAAGUUAUGUAGGAGAACGUUUUCUGUCUCGCAUGCGGGCAAGAACGAUGUUAGAAAACACGGACAAACAUUAGUUCAUAGCAAAACAGAGAAGUCUGAACUUCACACAAGCAACGUCAGAAGCUACUUCGUCAGUGCAGAUGAGAAACCCGACGUUAUUAAUGCGGAAAUCAUCUGGGCACAGUUUGUGGCAGAGACAAACCUUCCGUUCAGUGUAUCGGACACAUUUAACAAGGCAGUGAAGGUCAUGUUUCCUGAUAGUGACAUUGCCAAGAAGUUCCAGUAAGGGAAAACUAAAACCACCCAGGUAAAAACUGAAACCAAACAUUAAUUUAAACAUACGUGUUUAUAUAUUAAUCAAACAGCAACGAAAUUUUAGUGACAUGUGUUCUUAUUUUAUUUUACCACAUAUUUAAAUACUGAAGAAUGCACUGUAACAAAACUGGUUGUUUCAGAUUGUUAAGGGUGCUUUGGAUCCAGAUGUCAGGAAGCCAGUGAUCGAAAAAAGCCAGAAACAGCCCUUUUCGUUGGCCAUAGACAAGAGUAAUGACAGGGGUGAUGACAAGCUUUUGGUAAUCUUGGUAUGGCUUUUCGACUGAAGUGGGUUGCUCGGUUACACGUCUGCUGGACAUGCCUGUCUGCAAUGUUGGGACAGGGGCUGCAAUCUUCAACACGUUGAAGACAGUACUAAGUGACAAUGACAUUCUGUGGAACAACUUGGUGGCGUUCACUAGUGACAACUGCAACACAAUGAUUGGGAAAAACAACUCGGUGCUCAGUCGUGUGCGUGAGAAAAAUCCCCAUGUGUAUGCCCAUGGAUGUGUUUGCCAUAUCGCCAACCUGUGUGCUUCUGCUGGUGUUAAAGCUCUCCCCAUCAGUGUUGAUGAGUUGCUGACUGACAUAUACUUCCAUUUUGAUCAGAGGUUUGUGAAACUG